ACCAAACCUCUUACAAAACGCUGAUAGUAUCUCUACAAAGACCAACUUGUUCCAGAAGAUCUUGUAAACUUUACAGGGACACCGAAUUCUACAUAACUCGAGUUCUGAAGAAAGACAUAGGAUACCAGGUGGAAAUGUAUACUCAGCUUUUAUUUUUGGUUUGCAUUGCUGGAUAUUGUGUGCCUGUAUUUGGUUAUCCAAAUGGAGCUAUAAGCGAUUCCUGUGAUACGAUGCUUCCAAGACAUGGAAAUAAUAUCCUGCAGACCAGUACGCCACCCUACAACAUCAGUGUGUCGAGAACCACAUUCAGUCCUGGAGAUGUUAUUACAGUUACAAUACAAUCCAGUUCUUCCGGUUUCAAAGGAUUUCUCCUGCAGGCAAGAUCAGUGGGAGGCAACAGGAUUGUUGGAUCAUUUACAAGCACAAAUGGGAACUCUCAACAACUUAACUGUGGACAGCCAAACACGGCACUCAGCCACACGAACAACAAUAUAAAAACAUCAAUCACAGCUAACUGGACAGCACCCACAGGAGUUGGACCUUUACGCUUCAGAGCUACUGUCCUGAGCAGUUAUAGCACUUUCUGGCAGGUUGAGAGUGAUAUCCUGAUAGCAUUGCAGAUAUCCAAUGACGCGUGUGGUUCGGAGAAGUUCUGCCUCAGUAGUCCAGCAAACUGCAGUCCUAACAACACCAACUGUAUGUUCAUGUCUUCAGUCCCUUCUGCUGAUGGCUACGUGUUUGAAAUGAGUGGUCCUACGUCUGGAUAUCUUGCCAUUGGGUUUUCUGAUGAUCAGCUCAUGGGAAAUGAUGACGUUUACCUGUGUACAGUGAAUUCUAGCGGAAAUAUUUUGGUUCAAAGAGCCUUCAACACUGGACGAAGUUCUCCGACUAUUCUUACUACGUACACAUCAGCAUCUGUUGUGACUCGGAGUGUAAAUGGGAUUUUGCAAUGCUCCCUCAUUACCCAGACAAGCAUUUCCACCCAGACAAGAGCCACUGCAGGUUCUAGCUAUUACGUUUUCCUGGCCAACGGGGAUUCUCAAGAAAAUGGACAGAUUCUCAAACAUGCAACAAGACCUAUCAUAUCUAACACAAGAGUUGAUCUCUCAAGUUUUUUGUCAUCCGGUAUACAGAUUGGAGGAAAUCGUGUAAUUCUGGCACAUGGUGCUCUGAUGCUAGUCGCUUGGAUGACGACAGGGACCAUUGGCAUGAUUAUGGCUCGUUACAUGAAGAGUGCAGCUGGAAAGCCGUUCCUGGGAAAGGCUCUUUGGUUCCAGGUCCAUUUGUUUCUGAUGAUACUUACUGUCAUUCUCACAAUCAUCGCAUUUAUAAUGGUUUUCGUAGAAGUUUCAGGCUGGGUAAAUGGGGCCCAUCCAGUACUUGGAUGCAUUGUGAUGAUCCUCUCUUUCAUUCAACCUAUUGCUGCUUUCUUUCGCCCAGACCCAAAGAGUGAGAGGCGUUUCAUCUUUAAUUGGGGACACAGUAUUAAUGCACUUGUGAUAAAGGUGUUGUCAGUGGCCACUAUCUUCCUAGGUCUGCAGUUAAUAGACACAUCCCCAACUCUUUGGUUGUCCAAGGUGAUGGGGGGAUUUUUUGCAUGGGAGGUUUUAUUCUAUAUCAUCCUUGAGACAAACAUGCGAAUAAAAACUAAAGAAGUAAAGGAAAACAGUGAAAAUAAGAUUGCGAGUGAGACAAUUGCUGUGGUGGUUUUCAUCUGUGGAAAUUUGGCUUUCCUGAUAUCGCUGCUGGUGGGCAUCGGAAGUUCUUAAGAUGUCUGUUGACGGUUCCACAGUCAAGCAAAUAAAUCUCAAAUCAUAUAGGGAAGAAAACAUUUCUACUCCCUGAAUCCGAAUGUUAUUUAUGAAGUGCCUGGGAAUUAAGUUUUUCAUUAUACUGGACAACUGAUACGUUUACAAUGAUGAAUCGCUCGGCGUGGUUCAGAAGGGCCUUCAAUGGCUGGUUUUGUAGAACACUAAAGAAAAGACACUAGCAACAUGAACAGUUUAUAUGUUUGAUACGUUUGUAUAUUUUUUCAUUGCCCUGUAACUAUUUUAUAUAUGCAUUUUAUUUUGUUUAUUUUGAGUGCAGUUAAUGUGCUGUUUUUUUAAAAUUGGUAAUCCCUGCACAAAACUUAUUUUAAAGGUAGAUAUUUUUUAUAGUCAAAGGCAACUUUCCACUGGUAUCCAUUUGGAUGUGUCAUGAAACAUGUAAAUAUGUAUGUACUAAAUAAAACUAUAAAAUCCUAA
Molecule: messenger RNA, 2246 nt
Organism: Spea bombifrons (plains spadefoot toad)
Lineage: Eukaryota; Metazoa; Chordata; Amphibia; Anura; Pelobatidae
Product: putative ferric-chelate reductase 1
Exons: 16
Coding region: 135-1769 (544 amino acids)
Molecular function (GO): oxidoreductase activity, acting on metal ions
Source: RefSeq, a predicted model, not a curated record